This is a messenger RNA of Ixodes scapularis (black-legged tick), 912 nucleotides long. RefSeq lists its product as uncharacterized. Lineage: Eukaryota; Metazoa; Arthropoda; Arachnida; Ixodida; Ixodidae. Gene Ontology annotation, molecular function: nucleic acid binding. The record is from RefSeq and is a predicted model, not a curated record. The transcript has 2 exons. The coding region runs from base 1 to 912 and encodes 303 amino acids.
AUGCUGCCGUCCUGUUCCGGGUCUACCCUGUGUCGCCUGCUGAAGGACAUGGGUUUCGAGAAACAGAAACGGAAUCGCAACUCCUUCCUGAUUGAGAGAGAGGACAUCGUCGAGCGGAGGCGGCGGUAUUUGAGGGCAAUAAGAAAGCACAGAGCCCAGAACCGCAAGGUCUACUUCAAGGACGAGACUUGGGUGAACGCCGGUAGUGACACUGGCUUCGUGUCCGGCUGCUUGGACCUGUUGCGUGGGAAGAAGAAGGGGGACUACUACGAUGAAAUUGACUCGAACAGGUUCAAAUCGUGGUUUCUUCAUCUGCUGGACCACAUCGAGCCUAACAGCGUAAUUGUUAUAGACAACGCCCCAUACCACAGCAGAAAGGCUGAAGCUGUUCCCACAACUGCAACAAAGAAGGGCGAGAUCCAGCAGUGGCUCUCUUCCAAGAACCUAGACUGGACUGCCACAAUGAAGAAAAAAGACCUUCUGAGCAUCGUGGCAACGGUGAAGGAUCGCUACACAAAGUACAAAGUUGACGUCAUGGCUACGGACGCCGGACACACAGUGUCGAGGCUCCCACCGUACCAUUGCAAACUAAAUCCCAUAGAGUUGAUAUGGGCACGGGUCAAGCAGGAGGUCGCCUCUAAGAACAUCACACUCAAGCCCAAUGACGCCGAGCGGCUCUUGAGGGAAGCAGUGGACAACGUAACAGCUGUCCAUUGGCAUGACUGUGUAGAGCAUGUGAAAAAAAUGGAGGCGAAGUUUCGAGAAUGUGAUGUCCCAGAGUCGAACCUCGAGCCAGUCAUCAUACCCCUCGAUGCAAGCGACACGGAGGAGGAGAGUGGAUACGACGACGAAACUGACGACGAGGAUGAGGGUGAAGAGAUCUCCGGUGUUCAGCCUUUAGAAUGGAAUUGA